This is a messenger RNA of Malania oleifera, 2735 nucleotides long. RefSeq names its product subtilisin-like protease SBT3.3. The transcript is spliced from 10 exons. The record is from RefSeq and is a predicted model, not a curated record. Gene Ontology annotation, biological process: proteolysis. Gene Ontology annotation, molecular function: serine-type endopeptidase activity. Lineage: Eukaryota; Viridiplantae; Streptophyta; Magnoliopsida; Santalales; Ximeniaceae. The coding region runs from base 212 to 2557 and encodes 781 amino acids.
GUUUCUUCUCACUGUUCCACCAUGCGUUGGAACUUUGAAGGAAUGGCCCUGCCAUCACCAUCACCACUCAUCCAUACAAACACAUUGACUCAACAGAUUUAAUAUAUUAACUAAUUGGAUCUGCAUUCUAUUAAUCCUGCACACUACAAAACUAUCUCUCUCUCACUCUCUCUGAGACAGCACAGCACAGAGCCACAGAGACGAUCGAAACAUGAAGAUACAAAGCAGUCAAGUCGUCUUUGCUUUGCUGAAUGUUGUGUUCUUUCUGAGUGCCAUGGACAAGAUGAUGACACUAGCGGACGCCAAGAGCAACGUUCACAUCAUUUACCUGGGCGAAAAGCAGCACGAUGAUCCCAAACUCAUCACCGACUCACACCACCACAUGUUGGCUUCCGUUGUUGGGAGCAAGGAAGCUGCAGCAGAGUUGAUGGUGUAUAGCUACAAGCAUGGUUUCUCUGGGUUUGCGGCCAAGCUUACUGAGCCUCAGGCUCAACUAUUUGCAGAGUUACCUGGUGUGGUUCGAGUCAUUCCCAAUCACCUUCAUCCGUUGCAAACAACUAGGAGCUGGGAUUUCCUCAACCUUUCUGAUCAUUCUCCUUCCAAUCUGCUCCAUGGAAGUAAUAUGGGUGAUGGAGUCAUCAUAGGCAUCCUUGAUACAGGAAUAUGGCCAGAAUCUAAAGCUUUCAAUGAUGAAGGGCUUGGGCCAAUCCCAUCUCGUUGGAAGGGAGCUUGUGAAUCAGGACAGCAAUUCAAUGCUACAAAACAUUGCAAUAGAAAACUCAUCGGAGCACAUUGGUACGUCGAUGGACUUCUUGCUGAGUAUGGACAACCAUUAAAUACCUCAAUAGAUUAUUUAUCUCCGAGGGAUGCUAAUGGGCAUGGAACGCAUAUAACCAGCAUCGCUGGUGGCUCUUUUGUGGGCAAUGUUAGCUACAAAGGCCUUGGUUUGGGCACCAUAAGGGGUGGUGCACCCCGCGCUCGACUAGCUAUGUAUAAAGCAUGUUGGAAUGUGCUCGGUGGAUCAUGCUCUGCUGCCGAUAUUCUAAAAGCCUUUGAUCAAGCAGUACAUGAUGGGGUUGAUGUCUUAUCACUGUCCAUUGCAUUUUCCAUUCCUCAGUUCUCUGACGUUGAUGCGCGCGGUGCAAUAGCUACUGGUUCCUUCCAUGCCGUGGCCAAGGGUAUCAUUGUUGUUUGCGCAGCUGGAAAUGAAGGACCGUUAGCUCAAACUGUGAAGAACACAGCACCAUGGAUCUUAACAGUUGGAGCUAGCACCAUGGAUAGAGCAUUUCCUACACGUAUUACCCUUGGAAACAAUAGAACUACAUUGGGUCAAGGCCUAUUUGCGGGGAAGGAGAGUGGGUUCAGGGGCUUGGUACAUCCAGAAGCCAAGGGUACCCUUGACCCAAAUUCUGCAGGCAUUUGUGAAGCUCUGGAACUUGAAGGCAUCUCUGUUGAGGGGAAGGUGGUUUUGUGCUUUGCUGCCGGAGCUCGAUGGCCUAUAACGGCAGGAAUUGCUUCAUCAGCGGUGAGGGCAGCAGGAGGCGUUGGAGUGAUCAUUGCCACCAAUCCCAGUGAUCUUCUAUCUUCUUGUGGUGAUGACGAUUUCCCAUGCAUUGAAGUGGACUACGAGACUGGAACACACAUUCUUUACUACAUCCGUUCUAGCCGUUCUCCUGUGGUGAAGUUAAGCCAUUCUAGAACUCUAGUGGGUAAGCCUGUGUCGGCGAAGGUGGCAUAUUUCUCGUGUCGAGGGCCCAACUCUGUUUCCCCAGCAAUUCUCAAGCCGGAUAUAACUGCGCCUGGAGUAAAUAUAUUAGCUGCUACGUCUCCCCUGGAUCCAUCGAUGGGUGACAGAUACGCAAUGUUUUCGGGAACCUCAAUGGCUACUCCUCAUGUCUCUGGCAUUGUCGCACUCCUUAAAGAAUUGCAUCCUACUUGGUCUCCAGCAGCUAUUAAGUCUGCUCUACUUACAACUGCAUGGAGGUAUGAUGUCUCUGGUUUCCCGAUAUUAGCCGAAGGAGCUCCUAAAAAGAUUGCUGAUCCAUUUGAUAUGGGAGGUGGCAUUGUAAACCCAAAUGGCGCUGCGGACCCUGGCUUGGUAUAUGACAUGGGCAUGGAAGACUACAUUCUCUAUCUCUGCGCCAUGGGUUACGACAUUUCUUCCAUCUCUUGGCUGGUACGACGAGAGUCCAACGCAACUGUACUAUGCCCCAAUGAGCUGCAGAACCUCUCCGUCGUAAACGUAAACCUGCCUUCCAUGACCAUACCAAACCUCAACGGCGCCAUCACCCUCACACGAACUGUGACAAAUGUAGGAGCCAUUGAAUCUAAUUACAGUGUGGCGAUCGAACCACCAAUUGGUACAACUGUGGAAGUGAGGCCAGAAGUGUUGGUUUUCAACGCCACCGCCAAGAGCGCAUCCUUCACGGUGGUCGUCUCCUCGGCUCUCCGGGCAAAUACAGGAUACUACUUCGGGAGCAUAACUUGGACGGACGGUGUGCAUGCCGUGAGAAGUCCCAUGUCUGUUAAAAUACAUGCUUUUGUGGAGAACAAUUAAUCAGAGUUAUUAGAAGCAAAUGCGGGCUAGAUGUCUAUGCCAUAUAUAUAAUAUGAAGUAAUAUAGAAUCACAAAUAGGAGGGGAAGAUCUCCUGUAUAUUUUCCUACAUAUAUAUAAAAUAUGUAUAUGUGUGAGUGUUUUGCCCUAUUUUAUAUAGCAUAAAUAUUUAUUCUAAAA